ACUUGUAUGUCUAUACCCUGUGGGGAGCCCCUGAAGGGAACGCUUACCUGUCAUUAGACGAGAAUGUAAACAAUUUAGAAGCAGACACUGCAUAAACAGAUUUAAUUGGGUCACCGUUAAACACGUCUCCGGUCAGAAGAUUAAGGUGAACUAGAGACACCCCAUUAUCUGUACCCGCAGUUUAUGUUACGGAGGAGGAGACCUGUCAUAACCACUAUUUUUGGAUCAAUAUGUGCCCUUGCUGUUUUUCUAUCAUUUAAACAUUACUUUGGAGACGACGUCAAAGAAAAUAAAGGUAAAAAAUUAGUAAUAAGAAAGAGGAGGGACCAUAUAGACCUGGCGAUUCAUGACUCAUUCUUUGUACACCAGUUUGAUCAAAUACCGGACAGGGAGCACGAAAAAGAUGAUUUUGCUCAACAUGAUUUCGUAAACAUCUUCCCACAGCGAAGUCGACCAGAGGCGCCAUGUGUCCCUUUCCAAACUUGGAGAGGGACAAUCAACAUUUGCACCCAUGACCCUAAAGAAGACAAAAUGAUCUCUGCAUUUGUUCACUCAUUUGCAACAUGGGAACAAAAUUUUCUGAAUGCGACUGGAGACGUUCUAACCAGGUACCCGGAUAUGACGUUUGUUGAUCUGGGCUGCAAUAUAGGAGCAUACACGCUGUUUGCUGCCAGUCUGGGAAACCGGGUCGUCUCCGUGGACGCUUUUGAUGGAAAUCUCGCCUUGUUAGCGGAGUCCCUGAGACUUGAUUCCUUGGAAAGUAACGUGACGCUCGUCCACAACGCUAUUUCCGACAAGCACGAAAACGUCACAUUAGAAUUAAACACACACAACGUCGGCGGGUCUUACGUGAAAUCACUUAAAGACAUCGGACCUCCUCCUCAAAAUGUGGUCGGGUCUAUAGUAAUGGAUGAUUUAAUUCCUCUCAUUAAAUCCAGGGACGUUUUUGUGAAGAUGGACAUAGAGGGUACAGAGCUUAGGGCGCUUCAAGCUGCCAAACAAUUCCUGCAAGUUCUCAAUGUCAAGUUCAUUUUAAUGGAGUGGGUUUUACACAAGAACAACCCAAGUGCGUUGGAAAUCAUUAAGAUUAUGACGAACAAUGGCUUUUUACCAUUUUGGGACCAUCAACAGUUACUUCCAUUGAGGGUUAACAGCUAUGUUUAUUGGCCAGAAAAUGUGUUUUGGAUUAAGCGGUGAUUUUAAGCGGUGCCAUAGUUGUUUAUCACAUUCGUUUUAAUCAUAAUUGAAGAAAAAUACAUGCAUGUACAUACAUGUUCAAAAAUAUAUGCUAAGUUUUAUAUUUUGUACACAGAAACAGUUUGUUGACUUUAUUAUUCAUUGUUGGUGUUAUCUCAAUUACUUUUGUAUUUAAAUUGAUAUUGGAGAACCAGAUGAUUUGAUAUAAAUGUUUUAUUUUUAAGGAUAACUAUGUAAUAAUGAUACAUGUAAAUAAAUAAUACAAAUGUAUUUUAACCGAGAUGGAUAACAUGCCUAUUUACUUUUGAAUAAAUAUUUCAAUCUUUUAUAUACAUAUUUUAUAUUUUACAAUGAACUGGUUUGAUUUUUUACAAAUUAAACAAGAAAUUAUUUUA
Messenger RNA from Magallana angulata, 1592 nucleotides. RefSeq lists its product as uncharacterized. The transcript has 2 exons. Bases 184 to 1197 code for a protein of 337 amino acids. The record is from RefSeq and is a predicted model, not a curated record. NCBI's taxonomy places the organism in Eukaryota, Metazoa, Mollusca, Bivalvia, Ostreida, Ostreidae.